GUGGGACCCACGUGGAAAUCCGAAACAAAGACGGCAGUUUCAUUUCUCUGCUUCCUGUUUCGUCUUCCUCAUCCAUCUGCUUCUCAUCAUUUCAAUCAAUUUUUCCCAAAAAUUCUCCAUUUCUUCCCCUUUUCCCUCUCUAUUUCUUUCUCUCACUUCCCACUUCUUCUUCUCUCUCUAGAAAACCAUCUCUUCUGAAGCGAGACAGAGACAGAGAUGGAUGGAUGGAUGGAUGGAUGGAUGGAUGGAUGAUUUGCGCUUUCUCUUCUUUUGGGUCUCUCAAAUUUCGCUUCAGUUUAUACUUUAAUCAUAGCAAUGGCAGAAGAAUCUAGGGUUCCUAACUUCUGUUUCUUCAUCGCCUUUUUCUCUGUUAUUUUCUUCGCCCCCAUUAUGCUUGAUUUCAGCUAGGGCUUUCAGAGUUCGAGAUUUCGCCCAUUUGGGAAGAUGGAAGAGGUUGAAGAUGCUAAUAGGGAAGCUGUUGAGAGUGUUCAUAAAGUAUUGAAUCUGUUGACUGUGACAUCGCCUCAAGAUCACUCGAAGAUUACGCGUUGUUUAAUGGCGGGAACUGGAGAGGCUGUGUUUAAGUUUAGGAAGGUUUUGUGUCUUCUUGAUUCUGUUGGGUUGGGUCAUGCAAGGGUCAGGAAAAAGAAGAAGAUCAUGAACUUUCAUCUUGAUUCCUCGCCUUCCCAAUCAAUGUUCUUAGAAUCUUCUUCCCCUAAUUGCAGAAUGGACCUUCUCCAGGGUAGAAAUUUGCAGAUGGGUCCUCACUCAUCUUUGGAAUUGAACUCAAAUGUCAAACACUGUUCAAUCCAACAGAUUCAACCUCAAUCUGCUGCUGUUUAUCAUCAUCUGCUUCAGAACAGGGUGUUGUUGAAUACUCAGCAGCCUGAAAUGGGGUAUCUUAGGAGCAAUAGUGGUGUUAACUUGAAUUUUGAUAGCUCUAGCUGCACACAACACACAAUGUCAUCCACUAGGUCGUUUAUGUCUUCCUUGAGCAUUGAUGGCAGUGUGGCAAACUUGGAUGGGAGUGGCUUUCAUUUGAUUGGGACGCCUCGGUCUUCCGAUCAGAAUUCACGCCAUAAAAGGAAGUGUUGUAGGAGAGGGGAAGAUGGGAGUGUUAAAUGUGGAAGCAGUGGGAAAUGUCAUUGCUCAAAGAAGAGGAAACAUAGAGUGAAGCGGUCGAUCAAGGUGCCUGCCAUUAGUAACAAGCUUGCUGAUAUCCCUCCUGAUGAUUUCUCAUGGAGGAAAUAUGGCCAAAAGCCAAUCAAGGGCUCUCCUCACCCGAGAGGAUACUAUAAGUGCAGCAGCAUGAGAGGUUGUCCAGCAAGGAAGCAUGUUGAGCGGUGUCUCGAGGAACCUUCAAUGCUCAUUGUUACAUAUGAAGGUGAACACAACCAUCCCAGAAUAGCUUCUCAAUUCCCAAAUACUUGAACCCCAUCAAAACUACUACCCGAAAAGGAUUCGAAAACCUCCACGAAACAUAGCGGAACUCGAGAGUUGCUGUACAUAUGGAAGAAGAAUACUUAUGGAGCUCUGCAUUUUAGCUCUUUUGAGAGGUGGGUUUGCUUGCAAAAGCCUGUUUUAAUCACAUCUGGCAAUUCUGAAGCUCAAAGAGAAUUUUGUGGAUUAGGGUGUGAAUGUAAAAUCUUGAAGAACUCUCAUCCUUCUCUGCAAUUACUGCUUCGAACAGCUUUUCUUAUUCUAAAUUAAUGGAGAAGUCCUCAAGAGCAUUUUUC
Cucurbita maxima (winter squash) is the source of this 1736-nucleotide messenger RNA. Its product is annotated as probable WRKY transcription factor 21. The coding region runs from base 445 to 1431 and encodes 328 amino acids. The transcript is spliced from 3 exons. Lineage: Eukaryota; Viridiplantae; Streptophyta; Magnoliopsida; Cucurbitales; Cucurbitaceae. Gene Ontology annotation, molecular function: sequence-specific DNA binding; DNA-binding transcription factor activity. The record is from RefSeq and is a predicted model, not a curated record. Gene Ontology annotation, biological process: regulation of DNA-templated transcription.